AUGGUUCAGUAUUUCGCUGUUUUCCUGAUUCUCUCUUUUUUUGGCGGCUCUGUGGGAACAACCACCUCACCUCAGCAACGAAACGAUUCAAAGUUAAAAGACUUAUGCCAGGUAAGAAAUGCAUAGAGAUAUAAAAAAGGAGAAUUGCGCCGUAGAUUAGGUACACCCAGAAACUAUUUUACUAGUCUCACGUCGUUAUGAUUAUUUACUAAAUAGUACACAUUAAAAGUGUAUGGCAGUUGAUUUAAAAGUCCUCGCUUCAGCAUGAUCUUUCCUCGAAAACCUGAUGCCUGUCCAUUGUUAACUGUAAAUUUUCUCUGAUUCCAUCCAAGUCCAUUCGAGGCGAGAUAACGCUUUAACUUUAACAGUAGCUAGAAACCUAGACUCAUGGUUUGAUGAGCAGCUCACUAUGUCAACUCAUAUUAGCAAGUUAUGUGGUGUUGCCUUUUACCGUUUGCAUAAUAUCAAACGCAUUCGCAAGUAUUUGUCUCGAGAAUCAACGGAAAGCCUUGUCCAUGCAUUUAUUACGUCUCGUGUUGAUUAUUGCAACAGUCUUUUGUAUGGGCUGCCCAACUACCAGCUUAACAAAUUGCAGAGAGUUUUGAAUGCCUCAGCCAGGCUAGUUUUUAAUGCCCCUAGGUUUUGCCACAUCUCACCCCUUCUUCGUGGUCUGCAUAUUGGCUUCCUGUUAAAGCCCUGAUACAAUUUAAGAUACUGCUUAUUACGUUUAAAGCAAUUCACGGCCUUGCUCCUAAAUAUCUACGCGAUUUACUAAUAAUUAAAUCGUCCUUAUAUAACCUUGGAUCUUCAGGUAGUAUUUUCCUUUCUAUGCCAGCCGUUCGAUCGAAGACGUUAGGUGAUAGAGCUUUUAUGGUAGCAGCGCCAAGGCUCUGGAACUCUCUUCCAAAAGAACUUCGUGCGAUUACUAAUGUGAACAGUUUUAAGGCGCAUAUUAAGACUUAUCUUCUUAGAACUUUAUAUUGGUGAGCAAUUUUAUAUUCAGUUCUUACUUGCAUGCAUAUAUAUUCUUUUUAUUUUUUUAUUUUUAAAUGCAUUAUCUUUUAUUUGUUUCUUAUAAAGUAAUGCAGUUGUAAUAAGCAGCUGAUCAUUCUCAUGUUAAGCUGGGCACAAUAAGUUCAUAAAUUAUUGUUAUUAUUAUUAUAAUUAUUAUAAUUAUUAUUAUUAUUAUUAUUAUUAUUAUUAUUAUUAUUAUUAUUAUUAUUAUUAUUAUUAUUAUUAUCAAAUAGGAUUAUGAAGUCCAAGGUCCAUUCCGUGCCUCGAAAACAAGGGAGACGGCUUGCGGGUACAGACUUUGUUCAUUUUGAUGUGGAAUCAUUGUUUGCGAGGGAGCUACGGGCGUGUAUGAACGUAUUUAUCGUUUCAAUUCCAAAUGAGAAGGAAAGAGAAAUAAUUAUGCGAAUUCUUUUUCGUUGCUGUUCUUAAUCUAAGCAGGAGCCGAUUACUCCUGAUCUAAGUAAUGGUGACAUUCAUAAUUUCUUAGAGACAAGGUCUGAAAACUGGUGUGGAUUUUAGAGUCUGAAAACGACUGUAAAAAAUGACGUGUUUUGGUCUGAAAUAGAGUCAGGAUUUGGGGAACCGGGCGGCACAUCCCCACCAAAAAUUCCCUGGAGUAAAUCCCCCCCCGACUCAUUUACAAUCGUCUUUGCUAACUACAAGUCAUCUUUACUUUCAGCGAUCUAUGCUGGGUUUCCCUGGUAUUCCAGGAUCAAAUGGGAUACCGGGAGUGCCGGGCGUCCCGGGGCCACACGGACCCCAGGGAAGAGAAGGUGUAAAAGGACAAAUUGGUGAUAAAGGAUCACAAGGAAUGCCGGGUCCAAGAGGAGACAGAGGGCGUGAAGGCCCUCCUGGGAAGAGUGGACCCCGAGGAAUAAAGGGAAUGAAAGGAGAGCCACGCAGCAUUGCGGGAAUGAAAGGAGACAAAGGAGCUGUGGGAAUGAAAGGACAGCGAGGCAUUGUGGGAAAUUCAGGAAGAAAAGGAGACAAAGGAGAAAAAGGAGAAAGCGCCAAAGCAAGUCAUGCAAGUGUAGUACCACAAACCAACUGGAAACAAUGUGUUUGGAAAUCACAGAGCAGUACUAAUAAGGGAAAGAUUAAGGUAAUUAGGAUGAGAAUCAUGCACUCCAAAGGAAAGUAAUUCCUUUCUAAAUUACAACAUUUCUUCCCUCUCACUCACCGUUUGCCAACACAUUACAUAAAUAACUAAGUUACAUUUCCCUCUACUUUGGUUCUUUUUGAAUGAAAAAAGGAAAACCGUCGUGCGUGAUAAAAUGAUUCCAGGCCAUAUGGAUAAGGACAAGAAGAAUUGAAGCUAUAACAGAGUUUUUAAACAUUAGGAAGUAAUCUUGACUGGAGUUGUUAGUAUCAAUCAUUACACACGGUUGCUCGCCUUACUACAAUAUGUUUGAUUUGUUUGAUUUUAUUUUAGGACUGUGCGUUUAACAAACUGCAGUCUAAUUCAGCCCUCAGAGUCUCAUUCCAGGGCAACAUGAGGGUCUAUGGUAGUAGCAGGUGUAAUCGCUGGUAUUUCAAGUUCAAUGGAAAUGAAUGCAGUGGACCAAUGACCAUUGAAGCUGCUGUUUACAACUACUGGCCAUCUGAGAGCCAAAAUCUGCUGCAUCAUCGGUCAUUUGAGGGGUACUGUGAAAACAUCCCACAAGGCGCGGUUAGAGUGGAAUUAUGGGUAGGGCUGUGUUCUGGCUACAACUCGGGUGAUACUCGCACUGGGUGGAAUUCGGUGUCCCGGAUAAUGAUUGAAGAAGUAUCUAGGCCCCAGUCCUAA
Messenger RNA from Porites lobata, 2800 nucleotides. Lineage: Eukaryota; Metazoa; Cnidaria; Anthozoa; Scleractinia; Poritidae. The record is from the annotation of a GenBank genome assembly.